Cucurbitaria berberidis CBS 394.84 is the source of this 1889-nucleotide messenger RNA. RefSeq lists its product as uncharacterized. The coding region runs from base 194 to 1633 and encodes 479 amino acids. The transcript has a single exon. NCBI's taxonomy places the organism in Eukaryota, Fungi, Ascomycota, Dothideomycetes, Pleosporales, Cucurbitariaceae. The record is from RefSeq and is a predicted model, not a curated record. Gene Ontology annotation, cellular component: nucleus.
CCCCACUCAUAUAUAUAUCGCCCCCACCCACUCUCUACUCUAAUCCAUCUUCUUCCAUAUCACGUCUACCACUGACAACCUCACCUCCAACAACAUCUGCCUCAACUUUCAAGUCAGUUCUAUAUAUCAAGGUACCACACUUCCACACGCGGGUGCUAUAUAUAUGCUAACUCUUUUCACAAGAUAACUCAUCAUGUCCUUCUCAACAGCCUCCGCCUAUACCCUUCCGUCCUCAUCCUCCACACCCUCAUCCCCCAACAAAGCUCCCGCUAUGCUCGCCCUGAAGGAUGCAUUCGCCGAGGUCAAUGAUCUGACUGCCUGGCGUCACUGUCUCGGUGUAGAACGCCUCAAUGGAAUCCCGGCCAUUGCAAACGAACUUGCCAAUCAUACCAUCGUGGUAUGCCUCGACUGCGAACACUGGUCUACCAACAGUGAUGAGACAACUGAGAUAGGCAUCGGAACCUUCUCAACGCAGAGCAUGUUCCCCUUAGUCCAGGGCGACAACCUUGGUGAUCAUGGAGAGAACUUGAUGAAGCGCAUUAAGUUCUAUCUGCUACGCACCAUCGAGACUUCCCACCUACCAAAGACCAACCCAAAUUCAAGGGGAGUAGAGGGAAACCGCUUCGGUCAAGGCCGCUUCGUCACAUUCUCCGAAGCGCGAAACAUCCUCCACAACGUCUUCGCGCAACCAAUCACCGACGUCAAUAGCCUGAAAGGCUACAACCACCCCAUCGUUGUUCUUGGUCAUGACAUCAGUCAUGACAAAGACAAUCUCAAGGAGAAAGAUGUCGCCUUUGACAUCGAUGCACUCGGUACGGUUGUACGCUACAUUGACACCCAGGUGCUCGCACGCGAUGUCAAAUUCUGGCUCAAGCCAAAGGAGAAGAUCGGCCUAGCGAACCUCGUGAAGAGUCUGUGGUUCGAGCACAGUGACUCCCAUACGGCAGCGAACGACGUCGGCCGGACAGUCAUAUCUGCAGUUCAGCUUGCACUGCAUAGGCAUACAUGCAAGAGGAACUGCAACAAGACAAUGCUGGAAGUUGCAACCAAGAUCGAGGACCACAGCCGUCUUAACUUCGCGUCUAUCGGUGGUAGUACGUUAUACUGCUGGAAGUGUGGCAGCCACAACCACAUGCACAUUAAUUGCAGGGCGACUGGACUCCACUGCAACGAGUGCUGGUCAAAGGGUCGUUACCAGGAGGCACGUACCCACAUCACCCUCCACUGCAUGCACCUUGCGUGGGAGAAAGCCACAGCUCGACGCCAGAGGCAUGACCAGGCUCGGGCUGCUUAUGCACUAGCUCGACAACCACCUCGUAGUCUACCACGUUAUGCAGCUCCGCCUGGUCCACAAGCCUACUACCCCAACAGCUUUCCCGCAGGCUAUACCCACAACCCUGCACCACCUCUGGCCCCUGGCAUGUUGACACGUCCUCACUUUCCAUCUCCUGGAGGAUUCCCUUCCGGAAGAGGAUAUGGCCGUGGCAACGUGCCGCCAGGCCCUGGUGCAGGUGGUUACGGUGUAGCACGGAAUGGUGGUGGAGUGGGCUAUGCUAACGCGCAGCUUAGUACUCCUCGAGGUGGUGGAUACAUGGGUGGUUCUGAUUCGCGUGGCGGGUGGGGUGGUGGUUAACGAUAGUGAGGAGAGAGUUUCGCGUGUGCUGUUGUCCUGUAGUGUUGUCCUGUAGUGUUGUCCUGUAGUGUUGUCUCGAGCUGUCCAUUAUGGUGAGGUAGUUAUAAUGAUACCUAAGUUCAAUUUACUGUGUAUCUUAGAGUAAACACGGAGCAUUUCAGUACAUCUACAGGGUUCAGAUGGAGGUUGGAGAGAUGGCGAAAGCCUCCUGAGUGCUGCAUGCCUUGAACUUAUCGAUCGUGUAAGUGAAGUGAGC